AUGGUUCAAGGGAGUGCAGCGGAUUCGAGAAUUUUGCGCGAUGCCCUCACACGGCAAAACGGGUUGCAGGUGCCUAAAGGACAUUAUUACUUAUGUGACAAUGGGUACGCUAAUAGCGAGGGAUUUCUUACACCGUACAAGGUGAAAAUGCGUUGGGGGAUCUUGAGAAGCACUACGUUCUACCCUAUGAAGACCCAGAACCGUCUAAUCAUGUCGUGCUUCAUCUUGAAUAAUUUCAUCAGAGCAAAGAUGCCCAACGAUCCUAUCGAGCAUGAAUUUGAUAAUGCAACUACAAACAAGCAGGAUGAUGUUGAGUUUGAGGGUGAAUUCAUAGAUGGAAUAGAGUCGUCUCCACUGUGGAAUGCGGAGCGAGAUGCAAUUGCCCAAGCCAUGUGGCUCAACUACUUAGAAAACAUUUGA
Salvia miltiorrhiza (redroot sage) is the source of this 420-nucleotide messenger RNA. RefSeq lists its product as uncharacterized. The transcript has 4 exons. The record is from RefSeq and is a predicted model, not a curated record. Bases 1 to 420 code for a protein of 139 amino acids. Lineage: Eukaryota; Viridiplantae; Streptophyta; Magnoliopsida; Lamiales; Lamiaceae.